Molecule: messenger RNA, 5894 nt
Organism: Vitis riparia (riverbank grape)
Lineage: Eukaryota; Viridiplantae; Streptophyta; Magnoliopsida; Vitales; Vitaceae
Biological process (GO): RNA 3'-end processing
Cellular component (GO): nucleolus; TRAMP complex
Molecular function (GO): poly(A) RNA polymerase activity; mRNA binding
Source: RefSeq, a predicted model, not a curated record
GACGUGGACGGUCCGAUGCCGGUGGACCGAAGAGGAUGGCCUACACUUCGUGCACUUGCCAACCUUUUGAAUUGUCAUCGUCUCAGCGUCAAUUCUCUGCAACACCUGAAAAUGCCCAAAUCAAACCCUAAUUUCCCGUACGUUUCCUCCAGCAAUCCUCCUGGCAACUUGUUCAUGGACUCAAACCAACUCGUUGACUCGCUCACCGCUCAUAUCUCUCUCUAUCACAACCGCUCCCCAAGCUCUAGCCCGAACCCUAACCCUAACCCUAGAUCUUCUAUUCUUAAAUGGUUCUCAUCUCUCACCGUCCAGCAGCGCCAGUCUUACAUUUCAGCGGUAGAUUCCAACUUCGUCCAGAUUCUCCUCCAAAUGCAAUUUAAACUCUAUACCCAUGGUCAUGGCUUCUUCAUUAUCCUCCCUGACCUCCCCUCACGUGAUCGCCCACACCUUCCCAGCCUCUGCUUUCGGAAGUCACGUGGUCUGCUGGCCCGAGUCAGCGAGUCAAACGACUUGGAACGAUUGAUUAACGACUCGGUUAGGUUGUUCGGGUCCAAGGAAGGUGAGCGAGUGGAAGAUUGUUCGUGUUCGGCGAGUUUUCUCGAUUCAGUCACUGUUUGUGAAGAAUUUGUGUCAAAUGUGGAUCGGUUUGUCGCGGCAAUGGAUAGUGUUUCGAAUGGGGGGUUUUUGAGGGGUGAAGAAAGCGGGCUGGGCUCAGAUUGGGUUGAAUUGGAGUGGUUGAAGGCGAAAGGCUAUUAUAGUAUUGAAUCGUUUGUUGCAAACCGGUUGGAGGUGGCGUUGAGGUUGGCAUGGUUUAACUGUGGGAAUAAUGGGAAGAAAAGAGGAGUUAAGUUGAAAGAGAAGGUUAAUGUCGCUGGAAUUGCGGCAAAUGUUUUUUGGAGGAAGAAAGGCUGUAUAGAUUGGUGGCAAAAUUUGGAUUGUGCAAUGAGGAGGAAGAUGAUCAUUGUGGUUUUGGGAAAGGCAGCAAAAUCUCUGACUGAUGAGAUUCUGAAAGGGGCAUAUAGUGCCUUGGAGGAUGAGAAGUGGCUCUUCAAUGCUGGAGGGGGACAACCAGUGAAAUACAAAUAUACUGCAUCAUCUCAAAGGACAGACCAGGCACUCUCUGAUGAUGCAGAAGCUGGCUCAAUUAUGAUCCCAUCUUCUGUCUCUGGAAAACCCAAGUCCUUUUUUAAUUUCUCUAAUGGUUUAUUUGUGGUUCAGGAUAUUUUGAACAUUAUAUUGACAUGUCAACAUAGUGAAUACGACAGAGACAAAAUAUUUUUUAGCACAUUGGGUUCUAUCAGUACCAUUUCAGAUUGUAUAUUUCGGAAACUUCGAGGACUACUUAUGGUUGUUUGGCUUGAUUUCACAAAACUUGAACUGCUAGGAGAAGGAAAUUUGAAGUCCCCGCCAAAUAAAUCCAAAGAAAAGCUUGGUACAGGUGGGCGUAAAAAAAGGGGUAGGACCCGGAAUAUGAAGAAGUUAAAUCCUGUUCCUAGGUCAUGUGGAGAUGAUUCCAAAAGUCUCAAACCUCUCAAGGAUCAUGGAUGUGGAUUGGCCUAUGCCAAGUGUGUGGAUUUUGUGGAGUCCAAUAGGAUGGCUGGUGAACUUCAGCAAAGUGAUCUUCGCAUGGAGGCAUCCUCUUCAGUGGUUGAGAUGGAAAAUGACAUGUUUUCGGGAAAAGUUCAAAAUGCUGCAAGGAAGUCUAGAAAAGAAAGAAAUAAAAAUAGAAUUUACAGCUUAAAAGAUCCAGUUGAAGUAAGAGAUCUUGAAACAAUAACCACAGAACCUUCUGCUCCGUCUGUUAUAUCCCAGAGUGAGCCUUCAAAGUCUAACUGGAAAUCUGAUAGUUCAGUCUCUGAGAAUGUGCCAAAUGAUGCUUCAAUUGGUUGUGACAAGUUCAUUUCAAGUCCUUGUAAACCUACUAAUGGGCCUUCAAGGGCAGAAACUACUGCUCAAAGCAUUCGAGAAGAUCCUGUUGUCAGUUCCAUUGAAGUUGAUGGUGCUUUCAGCGGUGAAGACAUUAAAUUUCAGAACUCCGAACAUUUGAGUGAAACUGAUACAAAGUGUGUUUCUGACAAACCAAUCAAAGCUACUGAGUUGGAAGAGGAAAUUGUCCAAAAUCGGGAGCAAGAAAGGGGGAAGUUUUGUAAUACUGGAUCCACAAGUUCUUCAGAAUGCCCUUCAUAUGAGUGGCCUACUGUUGCUCCCAUUCAUUUUACAUCUAUCAAUUCACAACAUCUCCCAGCUGCCACUGAUAGAUUGCAUCUGGAUGUUGGUCGUAACUGGCAUAAUCAUUUCCAUCAAUCCUUUGUACCCUCAAUACACCAGACCAGAAAUCCUCCAUUGGAUGCUGGGUGCAGCCAGAUUUUAUCUCGACCUUUGCCAAUGAGUUUAGAUUGGCCCCCAAUGGUACGAAGUAUCAGUAGAUUGGCCCCAUCAGUGACAUGUAAUUAUGAUCCUGGAUUUAUCUCAAGGAUGCAGUCUUCUUUUCGGCAGGGGUUCCCUGCUCACAAUGUGCAGGUCAAUACAGCCACCUCUGAAGAUGAAAGAAAGUAUUCAGGGGAUUUGAUGGAUCUGUCUGAUUUAACAAAUGUGCAAGAGUUAGCAGAUGAAUGUGACAGCCACUGGAUAUCAGAGGAAGAAUUUGAGUUGCAUGCAGUUUCUGGAUUAGAUUAUAGUCAGUACUUUGGUGGCGGUGUGAUGUAUUGGAAUUCUUCUGAUCAUCCAGGGUCAGGUUUCUCUCGUCCUCCAUCCCUUAGUUCUGAUGAUAGCUCAUGGGCUUGGCACGAAGCAGACAUGAAUAGGGCUGUUGAUGACAUGGUUGCCUUCUCUUCAUCUUACAGUACAAAUGGCUUGGCUUCGCCUACUGCUGCUUCUUUUUGUUCUCCGUUUGAUCCUUUGGGGGCAGGGCACCAGCCUCUUGGUUAUGUCAUAUCAGGAAAUGAAGGACCUGGUAAAGUGCUGCAUUCUUCUUCAGCAUCAGCAGAUGCAAUGCCAGAGGAGAAAGUUUCUGGAUCUUUGGCAAAUUUACCUGUUGAUGUUGAAGGGAAAACAGGAGAUCCACUUCCUUACUCCCUUUUGCCACCAAUUAUCAUUCCCAAUAUGUCAAGGGAAAGGUCAAGAUCUGAAUUUAAGCGUAAUUUUGAUCGUAAAAGCCCAUGUGUUCCUCCUGCGAGGCGGGAGCAACCUCGCAUUAAGCGGCCACCAUCACCUGUAGUGCUUUGUGUUCCACGGGCUCCUCGUCCACCUCCACCCUCGCCUGUAAGCGAUUCCAGAAAGAACAGGGGCUUUCCAACUGUUAGAUCUGGUAGUUCUAGCCCAAGGCACUGGGGUAUGCGGGGUUGGUAUCAUGAUGGAAGUAACCUUGAGGAAGCUUGUGUAUGCAUAGAUGGUGCUGAAGUUGUUUGGCCUUCUUGGAGGAAUAAAAAUCUUUCAACUCGUCCAAUGAUUCAACCUCUACCUGGAGCGUUACUGCAGGAUCGCCUGAUUGCUAUCUCCCAGUUGGCUCGUGAUCAGGAACAUCCAGAUGUUGCAUUUCCUUUGCAACCACCUGAUUUAUUGAGCUGUUCCAUGAGAAAGACAGCCCUCUCUAUGAUGCACAGCCUCCUACAUGAGGAAAUUGAUUCUUUCUGGAAGAAGGUUGCUGCAGAGAAUAUGAUUAGGAAGCCUUACAUUAAUUGGGCUGUCAAGCGUGUUACACGAUCUCUCCAAGUCCUAUGGCCUCGGUCCAGGACAAAUAUCUUUGGUUCAAAUGCAACUGGUUUAUCUCUUCCAACAAGUGAUGUAGACCUUGUAAUUUGCCUUCCUCCAGUGAGGAACUUGGAGCCUAUUAAAGAAGCUGGGAUUUUAGAGGGUCGAAACGGUAUUAAAGAAACUUGUCUUCAGCAUGCAGCCAGAUAUCUAGCAAAUCAGGAGUGGGUAAAAAAUGAUUCUCUUAAAACUGUGGAAAAUACAGCUAUACCUAUUAUCAUGCUUGUGGUGGAAGUUCCCCCUGAUCUCACUACCUCUGCUGCCCCUAAUCUACAAACAUCAAAAGAGGAGCCAACUCCUAUGCCAGGUGGACAAGGAAGUCAUAUUCAGACCGAAAUGGGUGGUUUAGAGAACUCUGCUUCACCAAAGUGUGCACAGAUAAAUUAUGAUAAUAGCAAGGAUUCAAAGUCAGUUCGCAUUGACAUCAGUUUCAAGUCUCCAUCGCAUACAGGACUCCAAACCACAGAGCUGGUUAAAGAGUUAACUGAGCAAUUUCCUGCAGCUACACUUGCUUUGGUGCUAAAACAGUUUUUGGCUGAUCGUAGCCUGGAUCAGUCCUACUCUGGUGGCUUAAGUUCAUAUUGUUUGGUGUUACUGAUCACACGGUUUCUUCAGCAUGAGCAUCAUCUUGGUCGCCCUAUCAAUCAAAACUUCGGAAGCCUGUUGAUGGAUUUUCUUUACUUCUUUGGGAAUGUGUUUGAUCCACGUCAAAUGCGUAUUUCAGUACAAGGAAGUGGAGUGUAUAUAAAUAGGGAAAGAGGAUAUAGCAUUGAUCCAAUUCACAUUGACGAUCCUCUUUUUCCAACAAAUAACGUGGGAAGGAACUGCUUUCGGAUACAUCAAUGUAUCAAGGCAUUUUCAGAUGCUUAUUCUAUUCUGGAGAAUGAACUCACAUGCCUCCCCACAAGUGGCGAUUCAAGUACAAGUCCACCAUACAGGCUUCUUCCAAAAUUAUCUCCAGUAUUGAUCUUUUAUAGGGAUUCCAAGUAUUUGGAGAAUUUUUAUUUGUUUGGCAGAUGGUCAUUAGAACUGAAGAAUGCCCCAUGCAGUUUGACAUGCAAACUGUCUGCAAAUAUCCUUUGAAGUUGAUCUUGUCAUCCCCCAGAAUCCCGACCCUGAAUGAUUCAGAAAAAUCACAAAAAUGAAAUUGGGAUCUCUCAUAUGAUUGGGACCUUGCUGUUCAUCUGUCCCCUUUUGCAACCCGAUAUCAUUUGAUCAUCAUGAUUGAUUUGAUCUAUUUUCGAUCAAUUAUCCUCCAUGAUGAUGAAAAAGAAGAUGCAUUAGAAUGUUAUUUGUUGGCCGUCUAAGCACUACAUUAUUUUUUGGUGCUGGACUUCUCUAUGCAGGUCAUUUGUUGAUUGCAACGUCAAACUAUGGCUGCAAUACACACUGGAGAUCAUCAUUUGAACUUAUUCUGCAGUUGUUGGAAUGAGCCAAUUACAAGUCUGCUAGGCUGGUUUUUCUCAGAAUAUGAUAUGCAGCCUAGUGCAUGAGCAAACAACAGUUAUUUGGUGCACCCCAUACCGUUGUUAUACAUGCUGCAUGUACUUGUGGUGAAGGUAUAUUGUAUAAUAAGUAUUAAGCUACUAUUCUCCGAACGCCUGCCUUGCUCUUUGCUUUCAUCUAUCGAGCUACAGGUUAGAUGCUGUCAUCAGUCAGAGAGAAGGUUGGACCCAGUUCAUCGGGCUCCCAAAAGUGGUUUUGGGGAAGAACAGGUUGAACAGGGUAGGAGUUUGUGUGGCUUGAUGGACCCUGGAGAGACAAGUACAAGGUUUGAGCUCUCCAAAAGAGGACCAGAAAUUGAUUUAUUGAAAACAGGGUGGUCCUGAGACAUAAAGAAAGAAUUGAUUUAAACCAAGCCGCCUUGUCAAAAAAGAGGGGAGAAAGAAUGUGGAAAAACAAAGAAUUCGGAAUGCACAGCUAUUCAUUCUAGUACCUGAUCACAUUGUAGGGAGUAUGCAAGAAAGUUACGCUUACAUUGUUGUAUUUAAAGUUUUCUUUUCCCCUUUCUUCUCACCUGUUAUCUUCGGUUCCCUUUCUCUGUUUAAGCCUCGAUAUUGACUGAAAAACAAUGAAUGAUGUCACAUGGGUAAUGAUGUUUUCUUCUUCUUAUUAUUUGUAUUAUUUUGGUUCUUUAUUACAUA